This is a messenger RNA of Oikopleura dioica, 3396 nucleotides long. Lineage: Eukaryota; Metazoa; Chordata; Appendicularia; Copelata; Oikopleuridae. The record is from the annotation of a GenBank genome assembly.
AUGAGAGUUUGGGGAUUGUUUGCCCUUUUGGGCAACACUGCCCGUGCAGAGCAUAUAGAAGCAACGUGCAUCUGCGAGAGCGAGUGCAAAGACAAACCCGUCACAAGCCAAUGUCACGCCGACGUUAUGAUCAUGAUGGAUUCCUCCGUUUGCCAUGCUGGAGAGCGAUGGGAACUCAUCAGGAACUGGUCUUUUGGGGCUGCGAAACAAUUAAAGAGACAAUUGAACAUUGAUGACGUUAUCACAAUGGAAAGCUCACGGGUUGCUGUCGGCUCGUUCUCCAGCCGAGUGAACAACGUUCUCUCGUUCGACGAUAAUGAGCUAUCUCGCGAUGAUCUCCUCGAAAUCUCCUCAAACAACACCAACCCAUUGCUCGGAGGCAGCACAGACUACAGCGGUAUGGUAGAUAAUGUCAUUAGCGUCUUCAGCGCCCGACAAAGCCAAAAACACUCGGAAAACGACAAAUACCUCAUUCUGCUUACAAAUGGCAUUGACAAGGCAAGUAACGAAGGAGACAUCAGUCGUGUUGAUGAGCUUGCUACUCGUCUGCGAACUGCUGGAAUUCGAGUUAUUCCUGUUGCAAUUACAGAUCGUUGUUCUGCUCAAGAAGAAGCCGACAUUCAAAAUGUUUGCCCUCGAUGGGAAGUCCUCCAGCGAUGGUGGUAUCCCGCUCCAUCCAGCGGACGAAAAAUGGAACCAUUCGCAAUGACAAAUCCUGACUCUGCUCGUAAAGUCGCUGUAUUCAUCAAUACUGAACUUGCUGCCCAGGGUGGAAGCUGUCAGCAAGCACCCGAGCCAGAACCAGAGCCGCCACUUCGACUUGCCGACAUAACAAUCCUUGUCGAUGGAUCGGACUCGAUCAAAAGACAUGAGUGGCAAAAUACAAAGGAAGCUGUUCAAGGCUGGAUGACUGGCUACUGGGCUCAAAGUCCAGCUUCUCAAAUAUCGGUUAGGCAAUUCUCUGCUGAGUCUCGACAAGAGUUUGGACCAUUUGUUGAAGAAGAUGAUCGAUUCUGGAGAGAUACCAUUAUGGAUAUUAAGCAAAUGGCUAGUUCUACUGCGCUUCGAACAGCCUUGAGUGAGAUUGUUUCUGAGGAGUACACAGCUCUUAGAAACUAUCGAGAAGAUCGGUAUAACAUUCUUUUGCUUGUGACUGACGGAUGGCCGACAUCUGAUUCCUUUGAAAACAUCCAUGCUGGGGGAAAGGCUUUCAACGAGCUAUACGACAUCGUCAUUGCUGUUGGCGUUGGAAACGAGAUAGACUCAGAAAUGAUUUCAGACCUGCUUGCCGAGUUGCAAGUGCAAAAAGGACAGACUGAUAUUCAGACUGUUCCAGAUUACCAUUCUCUUGUGCAUCAGUUUCCUGCCAUUCAGUCGUCGGUUUCGAACAUCCAGAUGGAAAUGGAAUUUGCAAGAACUCGACGAGCAUGGCCAAUUAUUCAGCGCGAAACGAAUGCUCUUACUCGAAAGAGACGUCAAUCAGAUGCUAGAGGUCCUCGCCCAAGAGACUUUGUUGAUGAUGAAGCAGAAUGCAUCUGUACAGUGCCAGUUCAAAAGCUUACCGGCCUUCCUGGUGAUCAAGGUGAACAAGGUCCUGCAGGACAACCGGGCAACGACGGUGUUGAUGGACCAAAUGGUGAGCGUGGAGAACCCGGACAGCAUGGUCCUGAUGGAGAGCGAGGUCUGACAGGAGAGAAAGGUCCUCCUGGUCAACCGGGAAGAGAUGGUGCCGAUGGUGUUGCUGGACCUCGUGGUGAGCCCGGACCUGAUGGCCCUCGUGGUCCUCCUGGACCAGCUGGACCAGAUGCUGCAUCUGGGGCUGGAACUGAAGGUCCACGAGGCCCUCCGGGCCCUCAAGGUCAACCAGGAAAUGAUGGUCUAGCGGGACCAGACGGUGAAGACGGUGAAGACGGGCGACGAGGAAAACCUGGAAGAGACGGUAAUCCAGGUAGAGACGGUGUCGAAGGACCCAAGGGUCCACCUGGUAAACCUGGAGAGCCUGGCAAGUGUGAGCCUGGUGAAAAAGGAGAGUGUGGUGUAGCCGGUGAACCUGGUCAGGAUGGACCACGAGGUUUCGAUGGACACCCAGGAAAACCUGGAGAACCUGGUAACGCUGGUCCAACUGGAUCAGCAGGAAGCCCUGGUAAACCAGGGCCACAAGGACCUGCUGGUGAAAGAGGAUACCCUGGUCCUAAUGGAGAGUGCGGUCAGCCAGGUCAGCCUGGACAACCUGGAGCACUUGGUCAGAGAGGACCAAAAGGUCCACCUGGAGCACAAGGUAGACAAGGCCUUCAAGGUCCUAAAGGCCCACCUGGCGAAGUCGGUAGACCUGGAAUCGAUGGACGUGAUGGUGAAAAGGGUCCAAAAGGACCUCGUGGAAAGCCUGGACGACCAGGACAACCUGGACUUAGCGGAAACCCUGGACCGCAAGGACCAGCUGGUCCGCCAGGUAAUGAUGGACAAGAUGGUGCUCAAGGACCUGUUGGACCCAAAGGCAAUGAUGGAAAAGCUGGUCCUCAGGGACUUCCCGGACCAAAUGGUGUUGUUAAUCUGCAAGAAUAUUACGAGGACAUCAAGGAGUGGCUUCGACCUUUGGUCAAAUGCUCUAAAUGCGAGAUGGAGAAAACCAAAACUCCUGUACCGGUGAACGCUAUCUUCCUUGUUGAUGGUUCUGAUUCAAUUCGAGGACAAGACUCUGUUUUCGGCCUGAAUGAGUGGGCAGAAGCCAGCAACGCUGUUCAAGAGAUAACACGACGACUGACGAACUUACAACAGCUAUCCGUAGUGCAAUUUUCUGAUGGGGAUCCAAUCGACCACAUUGUGCAACAGCCAGUCACAAACAGCAAUCGUGAAGAAAUAAUCGAAAAAAUACAUUUGGAGCUUGAAGAUAAGCAAAUGGAACGUGGCACAAUGACGUAUCAUGCUCUUGAGCACAUCUCAGAACUCAUUAGACACAAUAAUGAUCGCGCAGUUACAGCACUUUUUGUGAUCACUGAUGGUGAGCCUCGCGAUGAUGAAGACCAAGAAUAUGUUGGAAGAAUCCUUUCCAAAGUGCAGAAUAUAUUCGAUUACGUUUUCCCGAUCGCCAUCGGCCGCGAUUUUGAGAAAGACUCCCACUAUGGCCAGGAAGCCCGCCGCAACAUGGAAAGAAUUAAAGGAAAAGUCACCAUAGAACCCAUCUAUCUGACAAACUAUGAUAGACUUUCCCAGCGCGCGAUGGAAGAAUUUACAAAGGUUCACAAAGAUAAUGCUGUUGUACGAAAAAAACGCGCUUACAUCAGCAAACAAGAAUCCGCUCUCGGAAGAAUAGAAACUCUCGACGAUUUCUCGUUGGAUCUUGAUCGAUUGUACCGUCGUCGAGCUCGACAUCAUUCAUACAAGAACUGGACGAAAUGA